UUUACAGCCACGCAGAGGGAGAAGCAGGUAUAACAGGCGGUGUACUGUGGUAUACUGUUGUGUAGUGUAUCUUUCUUGUGGGUCCAUUCAUGUCCGAAAGAAAACGUACCGUGAAAACUGGGGACUGUAAUCCGCUUUUCCUAUUCCUUUCGUAGUGAGGUUUGAGGAGAACGUCUGCAUCCGUUCAAACAAGGAAACUACAAAGACAUACCCAUUAUGAUGUGUUAAACUAUCAAGUCUGCUACACAAGCAUCACACUACAGCACUUGAGCUUACCAGUGGGGAAAUUGUCCAGCAACUUUUCACAGAAUGAACUCGAGCAAGGUGUCAGAUUGAAAGCAGUGGAUCCUAAAGACCUCUCUUCAUCCAAAAGGCAGGGAUCUGUAUGAUGAGUUGUAUGCAAUGGCAAGCGACUCCCUUGAAGGCUUUCAUGAAGUUAACCUGGCUUCCCCCACCACCCCAGACCUGCGCACAGUGUCCGAGGCUCGACACCUCAAGCAGUCCACCGCCGCGGCCAUCCUGUACCGCACUCGCCCGUCUGUGAGCUCCAGCCCUGGCCCGCCCAACACCCUGGACGCGGCGCAGCUGCCCACCCAGCCCGUGUACUCCACACCCAGGCACCUGAGCACCGACGAGGCCUCCAGCGGCAGUGUCCUGGCAGCGGAUGUUCAGAUCGCUGUGCCCUGCUCUUCCUCCGGCUCCCAGCAUCAUGCCUCCCGGAACGAGCCUGCGCGCCUGGGGGCAGAGUUCCUCGAUGGCAGCCCGGGAGAUCGCGGGGGUGAGGAGAGUGGGGAUGUCUUUGGGCUGAGCACAGACAGCCUGUCUCGCCUGAGGAGCCCCUCCGUUAUGGAAGUAAGAGAAAAAGGUUAUGAGAGAUUGAAGGAGGAGCUUACUAAAGCACAAAGGGACCUUAAGUUAAAAGACGAAGAAUGUGAAAGACUAUCUAAAGUAAGGGACCAACUUGGGCAAGAACUGGAAGAACUCACAGCUAGCCUGUUUGAGGAAGCCCACAAGAUGGUGCGAGAAGCGAACGUCAAGCAGGCCACUGCGGAGAAGCAGUUAAAGGAGGCACAGGGGAAGAUUGAUGUUCUGCAGGCUGAAGUAGCUGCUUUGAAAACGCUGGUCCUCUCCACUUCCCCCACCUCUCCCUCUAAAGACCUCCCGCCCGGUGGAAAGACUCCGUUUAAGAAAGGGCACGCCCGGAACAAGAGCACCAGCAGUGCCAUGCUGGGCAGCCAGCAGGAGCUGAGCAUGAUGCAGCCCAUCGUGAGGGACUGCAGAGAGGUGGAUUUGCUGCUUUUCAGUGAAUUUAAAGCCUGGAGAGAGGAGCCCACUUUAGAAAGAACAUGCUCCUUUUUAGAACGAAUCUAUAAAGAAGAUAUUUACCCCUGUUUAACCUUCUCAAAAAGUGAGCUGGCGUCUGCGAUCCUGGAGGCUGUAGAGAACAACACUCUGAGUGUGGAGCCUGUGGGGUUCCAGUCCCUGCCCGUCGUCAAGGCUGCGGCGGUGGAGUGCGGAGGACCAAAUGGCCGGAGAUGUGAAAUUGUAACAAAGUGCGCACUCAGCGGUCAGACCAAAAUGUGUAAACACAGGAUCAAGUUUGGAGAAUCCAGCAGCUAUUACUACGUGUCUCCCUUUUGUAGAUAUAGGAUCACUUCAGUGUGCAACUUCUUUACUUACAUCCGCUACAUUCAUCAAGGACUGGUGAAACAGGAUGCUGAACAGAUGUUUUGGGAAGUAAUGCAGCUAAGGAAGGAAAUGUCUUUUGCAAAACUUGGAUAUUACAAAGAGGAGCUGUGACACUAAUUCCCUGAGAGCAGUUCUGACACGGCAGAGAAUCCCUUCCACUUCAUUUUCAUUAGGACAAAAUGGGCCCAGAACCCCCCCCCCCUUCAUCCUUUCGACUUGCUCCCCGACCCCUUGAAUAACUUCACCUUGUUUGUGUACUGUAUGUUGAAAUCAAAUGUGUUGAUCACUUUACAAGAACCCCACAGUAUGCCUAAUUCAAAAGAGAAGAAACAACUGCUGAAAUAAAUAUUGAUUGAAUUUUGUGUCUAAAGGUGCCAGAAAAGUUUGUUUUUUUUGUUUUUUUUGGGAGGAGGGGGUGGGGGGGUACUGUCACAUCUUUACAAGGUGUUUGAAGAAAUUGUACAUUUGAAUCGGAAGUGAGAAUUUAAAUCUAAAUUGAAAAUGUGGUUUUAUCCUCCGCGAAUGGCGGUGACAUCAUAGGUUCCUAGUUUCUUGCAACCAAUGUAGUGACCUACCUGUCAGUGAAAGUAUACAGUAUGUAUGUAUGUAUGUGUAUCAAUGUACGUUUUGAGUUUCUGCACUGGAAUCACAAAGGCUUUCCAUUAUUUUAUUUAGUGCCUUUCUGGAAUCUAUUGAAUAAAAAUGUAUACCUCGUAA
Molecule: messenger RNA, 2406 nt
Organism: Acipenser ruthenus (sterlet)
Lineage: Eukaryota; Metazoa; Chordata; Actinopteri; Acipenseriformes; Acipenseridae
Product: rab-3A-interacting protein-like
Exons: 14
Coding region: 403-1800 (465 amino acids)
Biological process (GO): exocytosis
Cellular component (GO): Golgi to plasma membrane transport vesicle
Molecular function (GO): guanyl-nucleotide exchange factor activity
Source: RefSeq, a predicted model, not a curated record